CUUAGUUUGGUGUUAUCCUAGUCUUUUUCUCUUUAAAUAACUAUCUAUAUAAAUUAUAUAAUUAUUAUAUUUUAUGAAAGUUUUACAAUAUUUAUAUUUAUUAAAUUGAUUAUUUUAGUUACUAUAAUUGAAAAAUUAAAUAAGUUUUUAUUUUUUAAUAAAUAUUGUUAUAUAUUAUUUUAUUUUUUUUAUUUGUAACAAAUUAAAUCAGAUACCUUGCUAAAAUAUAAAUUCCAGAUAUACAUAUACAUGUAGCUACAAAUCAGAUUUGUAAUUGAUUAUUUAGACAAAAUGGAUUGAAUUAUCUCCAAAAUUUCGGACUUGUAUCCAUAUCUACAUAGACUAAGUGCAGCCUUGGUGGUAAGUUCUUAAAAAAAAUAGUUUUUAAAUGCUAAAUGACUUUUCAUUUUUAUUUUAAAAUUUAAACCAACAAUGUGGUGACAGUUGUUACAAUGCAUAUCUGAGAGGUUUGCUAAUGAAAACUUUUCUUAACAUCUUACAUUUUUGCUCACAUCUUUAUUGUUAUUUUAAUUUUUUUUAAUAGCAGAUACUCCCUCUAGAUCUCCCAGAUAAACAUGCUGUAAGUUACGAUUUUUAUAUUUUCCUACAAUAAAUAUUCAUUAAAAUUACAAUAAAUUAAUCUAGAUUUUUUGUGUUAUUCACUAGGUUUAAGUUGACCACCCAAUUCACGCCUCCAAGACAGAAGAGUAUUAUCUGCUUACGAAAUUUUUUGGGGGGAUAAAAUAGAAAUGAAGUACCUACCGAAUAAUUGAAUCAAUCACGUACUCCCUACGUUACGUACUAAUAUGUUCACGGUUCCAUCGAGAUUGGAAGUAAGAAAAUAAAUUUUAGUCAUGAGUCAUGACAAUGGUUGAAAUAUCUUUAUCGAGAGCAACCUCGAAAAUUAAUAAUAUCUAAAGCAUAAAAUACUGUUAAUUUAAUAUUGUUCAUUAAAUCAUUUUAAUUUUUUUGUUUCUAGAAAAAAAAAAGAAAACUAUUUACAAAUUAACAAAUGGCUAGUAAGAGCACCUCGAUUAGUUACAUACCCUAUAUAGUAUCUAAAUAAAUAUUAUACUCUUAUAUGUAUAAUAAUUUAAUUAUUCAAUUAAAUUUGUAAAAAUAUAAGAAAACUACUAAUUAUCAUGUGACAUAUGUCAAAGGGGUCUAAAAACUUUUUUUUAGAAAUCUGAAAAGAGAACUUUCUCUGCACAAAUUAUAUCUCUUUCUUCAUUUCUUAAUAAAUUUUAUUUUUAAAUUGUUAGAUAUCCCUUUUAAAUACUAUCAAUAAGCUUGCCCUAGAUCCUAAAGAAUAUCUCAGAGGUUAUAUAGUAAAAAAAAAAAAAAAAUCAACUUUCCUCUUUUUUUCUUUUUAUUAAUAAAAUUUAAAAGUAUUCUAUUUCGAAUCUACGAGAGGGAGAUGAUCUGUAUCAAAUCCUUUGUUGUUUUUAUUUGAGAAAUUUCCUCUUUAUCAAAUGAAAAUCUACAAUUUAAUUACAUCAUCAUAUGUACGAAUUUUUUACCUUCUUAUAAAUGAAGUUCUGCAGUCUACAACUAUAUCCUGGUGAACAAUAUAACAUGUUAGAGUUAUCAAAAAGCUAUAAAACUUGCUAAAAAAAGUGUAUUUCCGAGGGUAAAAUCCAUGAUAUGGCAUAGAAACAUUGAUCAUUUACCUAGCCAACCCCCAAACGAAAAAAUUCUUCACGUUAAAUAAUUCAUUGUGUCAAAAGAAUAUUUUGUAAGCUGUAUAAGGAUUGCGUAAUUGUCUUAUGGUGAACAAAAAUUAAGUAACUUAUUUGCUUAUAUAUAUUCAAUUACAAGGGAUAUUCCCGUUAAUGCUACCCCACUGUUUAUUAUUGCCACGUUAAUAUGCAUCGUUUAGUUGCAUAAGAAAUUGUUUAGACGAAUAAUGUCUAUGAUAUACUUUAAAUCAAAUUCUGAUGAGUGUCGGAAAUGAAUUCUAAAACAAAUCCAUGUGGAUUUUGCAAUAUUUUUUAAAAAUAAAUAUUAUCAUACUAAUCAGUAAAGAUAGAGUUAAAAAUAAACUUGAAAAACCCAAACAAUUGAUAUUAAAAUUGAAAUGACAAAAAUCUACAAAAAGUUAAAUACUCUUCAUGUUCGAGGAGCUUUACAUGGAUGGAAAGAGAAACUAUAUGGCAGAAACCAAUCAAAAGAUCUUUGAUGUUCGGUUGUAGGAGUAGCAUCCUCGAGAUGAUCUCGCAACUAAGAGUACCGACGAGUUAUAUCGACAGCUUCUUACUAAUGGUGAUACAAAGAUUAGAUGAUAAUUCGUAAUGAUCUUGUAAAAAAUUAGGUGGAGAAUUCUUAAUGGUGUUGCAAAGAUUAAGUGGAUAAUUCUGUUGGUGUGUAUUGAUAUAAUAUGUGUGCCAUGUUCUGUUGAAGGUUGAAGACCAAGAGUUUGUAUGGUAUUUGGUUUGAGAUAAUGAUUGUUAAAAUUUCUAUCAAGGUUCACAAUCAAAAGUUUAAUUAGACAAAAAAAAUUAGAAUGUACGUAAUUUAAUAAUUUUAGUAUCUUGCUCUGGGAGGUUCGGCUUGGCUAAUUAGUACGAAAUUGUAAUUCUUAUCUGCAGUAAUCUCAUUCAAUCAUAUUUGAUUUGUUGAAAGAUAAAUAUUUGAAAAAAAAAAAAAAGAUAAAUAUUUGGUUAGUUACAAAUACUUACAUUCGUAAUAACUGCCAAAAAUCAUUUAUUUGAUCUUCGUAGAAGUCAUAUCCAUAUACAAUCAUGAUCAAUGUGGUCUCGUCAACAAACCCUCGGUCUUUUUCACAAUGACUGCACAUUUUAUUUGAUUUUAUAACUGAACCAUUCGUCACACAAUGCUACCAGACUCCUAAAGCCUCUUCAUCUCAAGUCCUCAUUUUCAUAUUAUAACCUUAACAAAUUAUUGUCUCUGAAUUAUUCAAAAGUCUUCGUUCCCCUGUUUAUUUAUAAAUAAUAUAUUAUUGCAGCUUUCACUUGUUUGUCUUUGGUAUAUUCUCUUUGCAAAGAUUAAAUAACAGUCUUGUGUAUAUGAAUCUUGUUUUAUUAAUAAUAAAAUACCUUGUUUUAUUUUAAGUUUUAACAUGUGUAUAUAUAUGGACAUAACAGGAACAAAAGCCAUAUCACUUUAUCUCUCUGCUUUUCCCCUUAUCUACAAAACUUGUGAAUCCCUUUAAAAGCUGAUCAGAAAGUUAAAAGUGUUUUGAGAAGUUAAAGUCAUGGCAAUAAAAGAUAGAUCAUUGGAAGAGACACCAACAUGGGCUCUUGCUGUUGUUUGCUUCGUUAUUCUUUUCAUCUCUAUCAUGAUCGAAUAUUUCUUACACUUUAUUGGUCACUGGUUUAAAAGGAAGCACAAGAAGGCUUUAUAUGAAGCUCUUGAAAAGGUUAAAGCAGAAUUGAUGCUACUGGGAUUCAUAUCGCUUCUACUUGUUGUAUUGCAAUCACCAGUCUCCCAAAUUUGUAUCCCAGAAAGAAUUGCUGCGACUUGGCAUCCUUGUAGUAGAGAACAAGAGCUCGCUAAAUAUGGUAAAGAUUAUAUUGACGAUGGUCGUGAGGUUCUUGAAGACUAUGACUUCAACAACUUCUAUAGCCCUCGUCGAAGUUUAGCCACCAAGGGUUAUGACAAAUGCGCAGAAAAGGGGAAAGUAGCAUUAGUAUCUGCGUAUGGUAUCCACCAAUUGCAUAUAUUCAUCUUCGUGCUCGCUGUUUUUCAUAUUCUCUACUGUAUUAUAACCUAUGCUUUGGGGAAAACCAAGAUGAAGAAAUGGAAAUCAUGGGAAAGAGAGACCAAAACAAUUGAAUACCAAUAUGCCAAUGAUCCAGAGAGGUUCAGAUUUGCAAGAGAUACAUCAUUUGGACGUAGACAUUUGAAUAUAUGGAGCAAGUCUUCCUUUACCCUCUGGAUUACAUGUUUCUUCAGACAGUUCUUUGGAUCAGUGACAAAAGUGGAUUAUCUUACACUAAGACAUGGCUUUAUAAUGGCGCAUAUGCCAGCAGGAAGUGAAGCUCGUUUCGAUUUCCAAAAGUACAUUCAAAGAUCUCUGGAAGAAGAUUUCAAGGCUGUUGUCGGUAUAAGCCCGGUGAUAUGGUGCAUUGCUGUCUUAUUCAUACUGACUAAUACACAUGGAUCGGAAUCCUAUUUUUGGCUGCCUUUCAUCCCUUUGUUUGUGAUAUUAAUAGUAGGAGCAAAACUUCAAGUGAUAAUAUCGAAAUUAGGAUUGAGGAUUCAAGAUAAAGGAGAUGUGGUUAAAGGAGCUCCUGUGGUUGAACCGGGUGAUGAUCUCUUUUGGUUUGGUCGUCCUCGUUUCAUUCUCUUCCUCAUUCAUUUGGUUCUUUUCACGAAUGCAUUUCAACUGGCUUUCUUCGUUUGGAGCACUUACGAGUUCACACUCAAGAACUGCUUCCACCACAAAACCGUAGAUAUUGCACUCAGGAUCACCAUGGGGGUAUUGAUACAAGUUGUAUGCAGCUACAUCACUCUACCUCUGUAUGCUCUUGUGACUCAGAUGGGAACUUCAAUGAGGCCGACCAUAUUCAAUGACAGGGUAGCCAAUGCAUUGAAAAAAUGGCACAAGACAGCCAAGAAACAAUCCAAACAUGGAACCUCAGGGUCCAACACACCUCACUCUAGCCGCCCGGCCACGCCAACACAUGGCAUGUCACCUAUGCAUCUCCUCCACAGUCAUAAUCGCAGCCUUGAUUAUCAAACCAGCUUCACUGCCUCUUCUUCUCCUCCUAGAUUCUCUGAUUUUGGUGGCCAUGGCCAUGGACAUCAGCAUUUCUUUGAUCCUGAAUCUCAAAAUGUCUCUCCCCACCUUGAGAUUGCAGAAUCUGAUAUCAGCAACAGUCAGCAUCCGCAUGCUGACAUAGCUAGUCAGCAUCCGCAUGCUGAAGUAACUAGUCCUGUUAAAGAAGAGAAAGAGACUACUGAGCAUGUCAAGAUUGAUUUGCCAGAGUUUACUUUUAAGAAGUGAUAUUAGUUCUAUACUUGUUGAUCAUUCUUUGUAAAUGGUAUAAACUUUGAAAUGAACACUUCUCGUUCUUUUUUCUUCUUUAUUUUUUGCUGUCAGCACACGUUUUAUGAUAUCAAAUAAUUUUCAAUGGCAUCUCUCUCAUCAAAUUUGCUUUUGUUUUGUUCCAAAACAUACAGUUGUGGACAAGCGUUUUGAAGCAGAGCAAAAGGUUCUUGGUGUCACGAAUAUGAUGAUGCUUGUAAUAGUAACAUAUACUCAUAUCUCAUUACAUCUGUGACAAUAAUUGUUUGAUAGUAUUAGACAUGGAGCCAAAUCUUCUUUUUUUUUGGUCGAAGGAGCCAAAUCUAUACACUCGAAUCUUG
Brassica rapa (field mustard) is the source of this 5331-nucleotide messenger RNA. Its product is annotated as MLO-like protein 12. Gene Ontology annotation, biological process: defense response. Gene Ontology annotation, cellular component: membrane. The record is from RefSeq and is a predicted model, not a curated record. NCBI's taxonomy places the organism in Eukaryota, Viridiplantae, Streptophyta, Magnoliopsida, Brassicales, Brassicaceae.